AUGGCAGGGAAGCGCCAGAGUUCUUAUUCGCAAGAAGGUCAGAUCCACAAUAGCGAACCGCACCUCGAUCAAACUCACUCACCACCAUCCCAGUCGCAUCUCCAGAAGUGUCCAGAAUACGCCGCGUGGAGGGCGGCAGGGAACGGUCAAGAAUUGGCUCCGCUGAAUCCCUACAACGCUGCUGGCAGAAGACUUCUCAGCGACUCUAAUAAAGGUCUUGUCUCAACAUCACGACUACGAUCGACGGUGGAUAUGAGCAAGUACUUUGACGAGUUCGUCGACGACAGUCCUGUUCACAAGUGCGUACGAGUCCGAUGCCAGAGCUGUGGCUUCGUCCGACCCAAGAACGCCACUUGGCAGGCAGAGCAUCUGAGCCAAUGCAAGGACUUUCUGUCCACCACUGAAGGAGAAGAGCUGUUGACGAGUGAUCAACAAUAUCAGAAUGCAGCCAUCUGGACUGGUGCAAGACCGAGCCCCGAUCUUCUGGUCAAUCGUUGUGGAACGGCGCCAGGUGGUUCUAGUCCUAGAGCACCACCACCGCUUGCUGAAGCGCCCUCGUUGGCUCAACAUCUGCUGGCUCAAGCUGAAGAUUUACUGACGAAUAGUACUCAACAUACCUUCUUGUCGCAUGCAGGUUGUGGAUUGCUGACCGCGAGCGCUCUCAAUCAAUGGCUGACGCAGAUCGGGUACAUCUCACGCUCGCUUGUCUCAUUCACCGGAGCAUUGAUAGGCAAGAUCCGCAUCCCCGAAAUCGACGACUUCGAACGCGACUCAACGUUCCGGUCUCUGGACUUGCUGUGCUCUGCGGUCAAUAAUGUGAAGAAGGAGUUGGAGUUUCUUGAAGCGACCAAGCGCAAGUACGGACUCGAGGUCAGCUUUGACGAACCGAAACCGCCCACCAAAGGCUUCGUCGAUUUGUUCAACAGUGCAUCAUGUCCGUCUGCAACAUUACUCGAGGGCAUGGUGAUGCUAUGGGCUAUCGAAACUCUCUUCCACAGCUCCUUCUCCUACGCGGCUAGAUUCGUCACUCGAACAGUGCCAGUCUCGCCACCAUUGCCACCAGGAGCACCUGCAGACCCAAACGGCGUCCAGCCAAAUCCAAAAGACGGCCACACCACCGCCCUCCGCGAGGCAUUCAUCGAAAACUGGAAAUCAGAAAACUUUGGCUGCUUCGUAGGCGCCUGCAGAUCCAUCGUCGACGAGCUCGCCAUGGUCCAGCCGCCAGGCAACGGCUUGGAUGAGAUGUCAGCCUGCGAACGCGUUUUCAAGCAAGCCGUCUGGCUGUGGGGUCAGAUGUUCCCUGAGGUCAUGGGCAUGGAAGAGCAGGAUGAGUUGGAUGGCGGGCAGAACAUCCGCGAGCGUAGAGACAGCGGCGCGAUAGUUGGAAACGGCCCGGUUGAUGUGCCUGUCGAGGUCGAUGAUGACCAUCAUGCGAUUGCUUCCGGUGAUUUUCUAUAG
This is a messenger RNA of Aspergillus tanneri, 1458 nucleotides long. RefSeq lists its product as uncharacterized. The record is from RefSeq and is a predicted model, not a curated record. The transcript is spliced from 3 exons. The coding region runs from base 1 to 1458 and encodes 485 amino acids. NCBI's taxonomy places the organism in Eukaryota, Fungi, Ascomycota, Eurotiomycetes, Eurotiales, Aspergillaceae.